This is a messenger RNA of Frankliniella occidentalis (western flower thrips), 2154 nucleotides long. Its product is annotated as heat shock 70 kDa protein II-like. The record is from RefSeq and is a predicted model, not a curated record. Gene Ontology annotation, molecular function: ATP-dependent protein folding chaperone; misfolded protein binding; ATP hydrolysis activity. The transcript has 9 exons. Gene Ontology annotation, biological process: cellular response to unfolded protein; protein refolding. Bases 92 to 2065 code for a protein of 657 amino acids. NCBI's taxonomy places the organism in Eukaryota, Metazoa, Arthropoda, Insecta, Thysanoptera, Thripidae. Gene Ontology annotation, cellular component: cytoplasm.
CCCGUGGAGCCGGGCGCGGCCGAGGGGUAGCGGGGCGUAGCGGGCCCGGCCCGGGGCCGCGGGGCGGUGGCGGCCACCGGGGGCGCCACCCAUGCCAGCGAUAGGCAUCGACCUGGGGACCACCUUCUCGUGCGUGGGCGUGUGGUACCAGGGGAAGGUGGAGAUCAUCGCCAACGGGAUGGGGUACCGCACGACACCGAGCUACGUUGCCUUCACGGCCCAGGAGCGCCUGGUGGGCGACCCCGCCAAGAGCCAGGCGGCCACCAACCCAAGCAACACCGUGUUCGACGCCAAGCGCCUCAUCGGGCGCCGAUACAACGACCCCACGCUGCAAGACGACCUCCACAGGUGGCCGUUCAAAGUCGUGAACCAAAACGGCGCCCCGUUGAUCGAGGUGCAAGACCGCGGCCGCACCCGGAGGCUGUCCCCCGUGGAGGUGAGCGCCAUCGUGCUGGCGCACAUGAAGGACAUCGCCCAGACCUUCCUCGGCACCAAGGUGACGGACGCGGUCGUGACCGUCCCCGCGUACUUCAACGACGCCCAGCGCCAGGCGACGCGGGACGCGGGGACGGUGGCCGGGCUGACGGUGCUGCGCGUGCUCAACGAGCCCACGGCCGCCGCCCUCGCGUACGGGCAGCUCAUGGACACGCGCACCACCAGAAACGUACUCAUCUUCGACUUGGGCGGCGGCACGCUCGACGUGUCCCUGCUCACCGUCAGGGAGGGCCUGCAAUUCGACGUCCAGUCCACGAACGGCAACACGCAUCUGGGCGGCCGGGACUUCGACAACCUCCUGGUGCAGCACCUGGCCGACGUGUUCCGGCGCAAGCACGGCAGGGACGUCGCGUCCAACCCCCGGGCCAUGGGGCGUCUGAGAGCCGCGGCGGAGAAGGCAAAGCACAACCUCAGCUUCAGCACGGAGGUGAGCAUCGAGGUGGACGUGCUGGUGGACGGCAUCGACUUCCACACGCGGGUGUCUCGCGCACGCUUCGAGGAUCUGUGUGCCUCUCUGUUCCUGGAAACUUUGGAACCCGUCAAGAGAGCACUGGAGGACGCCAAGCUCACCAAAGAGGCGGUGCACGACGUUGUGCUUGUGGGAGGAUCCACCCGGAUCCCAAAGAUCCAGUCCAUCCUCCAGCGAUUCUUCGACGGCAAACAGCUCAACCUCAGCAUAAACCCGGACGAGGCCGUGGCGCAGGGUGCGGCCGUCCAGGCCGCGAUACUGGUCAAGGACGACUCGUGGGUGAUCCGCAACCUGGUGCUGCGAGACGUGAUCCCGCUGUCGCUGGGCAUCGGGCUGGAGGACGGCGGCAUGAAGAGGAUCGUCGAACGAAACACGCGGAUCCCCUGCCAACGCCAGGGCGGCACCAAGACCUGUGUCGACAACCAGGCAAGCGUGCUGUUCGAGGUGUACGAGGGCGAGCGGCCGCUGGUGCGCGACAACAACCUCCUGGGCUCCUACGUCAUCGACAACAUCCCGCCCGGGCCGCGGGGCGCCGUCAAGUUCGACACGUCGUUCUCCAUCGACGCGGACGGUAUCCUCACCGUCACCAGCAGGGAGCGAAGGACGGGGGUGUCGCAGCGCAUCACCAUCGGCAGCGACCAGCACCGCCUGUCCAGGCAGGAGGUGCAGGCCAUGCUCCGAGAGGCAGAGAUGUACAGGGCGCAGGACGAGCGGCAGAAGAGGUGCCUGGAAGGCCGGCGGAAGCUGGAGAACUUGGCGUACUCCAUGAAGCAGGCGCUGCGCGAGGGCGAGGGCGAGGGCCUGGAGCUGGCGCUGGUGAGAGUCGGGGGCGGGGCCGAGGCCGAAGACGGGGACGAGGAGGCCGCGGGGGCGGCGCGGCUGGUGGCCAUGACCUCGGCCACGGCCGGCCCUGGAGUUGGGCGGCUCUCGGCGGAGGAGAGGGUGGCGGCCGAGCGCGCCUACCGGGAGGUGCUGGACUGGCUGGAGACCGAGCAGACCCAGGCGGAGGUGGACGAGUACGAGAGCCGGUACCAGCACCUCAAGGUCUUCUGGAAAACCUGCAAACUAGAAACAGAAGAAACCGACCGUCGGCAGCCGUAAAUGCCACGCCAUCCUGACCAACAGAUGCUUACACUGCAUUCCUGGAUGAUAAAAACAACAACAAAUAAAUUAGACACUUAGCUUUGAUA